Messenger RNA from Diabrotica virgifera virgifera (western corn rootworm), 3536 nucleotides. RefSeq lists its product as uncharacterized. The transcript is spliced from 11 exons. The record is from RefSeq and is a predicted model, not a curated record. NCBI's taxonomy places the organism in Eukaryota, Metazoa, Arthropoda, Insecta, Coleoptera, Chrysomelidae.
CAUAUUUCUUCGAAAAUCGAUUAAAAAUGGACCCGAUCAACAAGUAAUCGGAACUAAAUAAUGCCGUACAGAUGACUCCAAACCUACCGAAGGAGGUCAUGUGUAACAUGGACAACGCCAUGAUACCACGACCACCGGCACUUCCACCUGGGCCUUUGGUACCGACUUUUGGACUCCAUCCUCCACCACCAAAGGUUCCGCCGAAGAAUAAAAGCGAGACCGUAGGAAACGGACAUGGCAGCAUCCACAGUAAAACUAGUCAGGCGUCAGAAGGUUUCCGUUUGGUGGACGCCAACGGCCAAAACAACGACGAAACCGGAAGCGUCUAUUCAAUCUACAAACAGAAAAUCGACUCCAUGUUCGAAUCCGACUCGAGUAGCACCAAGAAUAGCGUUCAAGCCAAAAUAGAGAAAAUGUUUCACGACGUGGCGAAGGACAAUGGCAUUCAAAUUGACGACAUCGGUGUUCAUACCUUCUCAGUGGACUACUUGGGAUCAGUUCCAUUGAACGAGAAGGUAACGAGCUUAACGGGAUUGCAAACCCCAUUGAGGAAUUUGUAUUUCACGUACAAGAAGGUUAUGAAGUCGAAGAAGACUUUGACGGGGAGGUUGGAGAUUUCGAGUAAUGGGUUAAAGGUUCAAUAUCAAGGAGACAAAGGUGACCUAGAACAACACAACUCAUUUCCGACGAUAGCCGUUUGGAGUGCCGUGAAAUUCGUCAUACACGAUGACCGACCCCAUCCGACGUACGCCUUUCUGCCCCUCAUCACCGACCCUGAUAAUAUGGACAAAAGGUCACUGUUUCGGGCACUCGACGAAAGUGAAAAGAAGUUCAUCACGACCGAGGCGCAUUCACCAUUAUUUGCAGUGGUCAUGAGGAAGAUCGGAGUGCAAAAGCAGUUGGAAUGUCACGGGUUUGUCUGUCAAACUUCAGAAGAUGCCAUAGUGAUAGCAGCCACACUGUACAAAUCUCUGGUGGCGCAUAUGAAAGCGAAAGAAAGAAAACCUAGAAACAGAAACGGCGUAACAACUUGCAUGUCAAUAGCAUCCAGCUUGAACAAAGAUAAAUCGGGGAACUCGUUGCCAGUCAGACCACCAAGGAAGAAGAGAAGUACAACGUCAUCAGUGGCUAGUGAAAACGAUUUAAUUAGUAUACCAGAUACACGACCCUUACUCUCAAACUCUCAAAGACAACCAAAGAAGAGUACAAAAUCAAAACGAGCACCCAAAGCACCCGAAUUCAAACCCAAAGCAGAAGACUUAGAUGCCAUAGUUCCUUACGAAGAGCCAGUAAGACUCAAAAGUAGUGAAAAGAGUAACGAUUUUAUGAGUAGUAAUAGUGUUAGUCCUACAAAAAAUUCUAGUGAAUCAGGACAAGAAGAAAUUAAAGAAAUUAAACCAAAAUCUUUUACAGAUAAAAUCAGUACAUACAUGAGCAAUGAACAGAAACAGCUACACGCAGAAAUGAAGCAAGUCAUGAACGACGGAGGGACGAAGUGUUUAAAGAAGGUCGUGCGAAAAAGUGAAGAGGCGAUACGAAAAGCUGAAAACUCUGGUGACAUUCUUACUAAAGUGACCAUUCCAAGAUCAGGAAGUUUUCUAAAUGCCGGAGGUUUGACUAAGUACAAAAAUAAAGGUUCCAGAAAACACAAUGACCAAGGAAGCGGAGGAUCCCCACUUGGCUUCAAAGAAAUAUUUAACGAGCUAUCACUGCAAGAAGGCCUCCAUUCCUUAGACGACAUCCUGAGCGUCAUCAUUGACCCCGAAGGCAUGUCGUUCAAUGAUCUCAAACCCAUUUAUAAAGAAUUUCUUCUCAAAUUAUCAGUAACGCUCACGAAAGAUGAAUUAUAUCAACGGUCUAAGUCAAUUAUGAGAAGGCAGAAGAAAAAGUUGCUGAGGAGAGCACCGCAGCAGAAGCACAGGAUAAGCAUUGGAGGAAAAUUUCGGAGACUGAAACAUAUUUUUCAAAAAAAUUUGAAGAUAACUAUUAAGAAGAACAAAGAAUCCGCAGAUGUUCCACCACAAAUAGAUUCAAAGCUUCCAGAGAGUUCAAUUUCUACCUCUUCCUACGACACGAGACAGUUUCGUCCAAAAGAAGAACUAAACCCGAACAAGAAACAAGGCUACAGGAAAAAAUCUAGAAGAGACAGAGCCAGUACUAGCGAAGAGAGUGAAUUUUUCUCCUUAAAGAAGAGCCGAGCAAGGUCCCAGGGGUUUACUCUGCUUCAAAAUCAAAAUAGAAAUUCUUCUUCUGGAUACGUAUCAUGCUCGGAAUGUUCGUAUGACUCUGACACUUGUACUUGUGUAUCAGCUGAUAAAUGUUACUGUAGUUUGGGUCAGAAGAAUACAUCAAGAAAAUUAAAGUAAACGUGCAAAUGUAACAUAGAUUCCUCGAUAGUGUUCUGCGAAUGUGACACUGACUCCUGCGCAGAAAGCAACAAAUGCUACUGUCCCAACGUAGGAAGUACUCCUUCAAUAAUGGACACGCUACACCAACGAGGAUUUACAUUUACGCAGGAAUCAGACCAUCACAGACAUAAGAAGUUAUGCAAGAAAAGCUCCAACACGAAGAGUACCAAAAGUUUGGAAUAUAUACUUAAUCCCCCAGAAAAGUAUUACGAGAAAUUAAAAGUGAAAAAUAAGUUUGGUACGCAGAAUUCGGUACCGAUAUUAGGGAGGGGUCUGGAGGGGAAGGAUUAUGACCAGUUUGCGUUGUUAAAUGGUGGUCUGAACAAUUUACAUGGAAGGGUUUUGUAUGGUAAUGGGAUUGGACCGUGUAGACCAGUGACUGUCAAAAGCUAUGGAUCUACUAAAAGCCAAAGAUCAGUUGGAAGAACAGUUCAAUCGACAGCCAUAUCAUCUGGAGGAUGCACGGAAGCCCUAUCCGUGAAAAAAUCCGCAGAAAUUGCAGCUCUGUUUUCCGACAUCAAACUCAGCCAAACCACCGACAUAGCCCACCUUAAUCCGAAGAACUUCGACACAGCAUCAAUCGUCUCCUCAAAAAACUCCUACAAUAAAAUGUACUCCCACUCAAAACACUCCAAAUCGUCAAAAUCUUCCCAAAAUGGAAGCACUAAAUCCUAUACUCACUACUCCCAUCUACAGAAGAAUCAAAGUGCCUUGUAUUCGCUCAAGGGUACUACAAAUUCUUCUAGAGUUGUCAACUCGGUCAGAAAUGGUUCAGCCAAAAACAAUAAGGCAAGUAUGUACAGUGCGAAAAACGGUUUGUAUACUAUUCAAAGUCAGUCUGAUGAGUCCAGGAGAUCGAGCUCCUGUGAAGGUAGGAAAUUAGAAAAUAGAGAUUACUUUAAUCUUAAGCAGGAAAUGGAGAGGAAUAUGAGAAAUGUCAGCAGCAACAUUGAAAACUCUUUAGGAUAUUUACCAUAAUCAAUAUUGUUGUCGAAAUGCUAAUCUGUUUAUUUUUCUGAAACAUACUAAAACGCAGGAACUAAUUAAAAAUAGAAUUGAUUGUUGUUAUUGUGAAAAGAAAAGUUGUAUAUUUGUAUAUCUUUACGUUCAGCAAGACAUUUCUAUAGC